Messenger RNA from Closterium sp. NIES-67, 3111 nucleotides. Lineage: Eukaryota; Viridiplantae; Streptophyta; Zygnematophyceae; Desmidiales; Closteriaceae. The record is from the annotation of a GenBank genome assembly.
UCGAAGUCUGCCCCAUUUCUCGAGCUCUUCCCGAUUCUCAAUCUUCGCUCAAAGCUCGAGCUUCACCCAUUACUCGGGAUUCGCCCAUUCUCGAGCUUCGCCCAUUUUGGGACCUCCAAAUCCCAUGCCACUUUGCCGUUCGCAGGCUCGGGCCGUGUAGCGUCUCCGCCACGCUACACCUCAUCCACAGGCUAUCGCCGACCCCUCAGCUCCACCGCGCCGAGCCUCCUCCUCCGCUCCUCACUCCCGCCUCAGCCUCUGAAAAGUGGCUGGAUCGCUUCACUGUAACCUGGUUACCCCACCGUCGAUAUCUCAAGCGUCUCCUUCUCCAUCGUUCGCCGUCGCUAGCGUCGCCGUCGCCGUCGCUGUCGCUGUCGCUGUCGCUUUCGGCGUCGCCUGCCAUCCGGCAACCAUCGCGACGAUCGCUCCAUUCAGGGCUCUUCUACUUUCUGGCAGGACCGCACAUACAGUUCGCCUUGCAUGCUUACAAAAUAGCUUCCGAUCUCCAACCCUGCAUGCAUACGGAUUUGAAAGAGCAUCUAGCUCCAACCCUCAGUCUCACACACUCCUGACAGGAGCUCCAGCUUUUCUAUGACUACUUCGAAGCUCACGUGAUCCCGCUCCUAUCACAUCGCGCUAUAGUCACAAUGCGCAAGCUACGCGUCCUGAUCGUGGGAGCGGGCAUCGGCGGCUGCACGCUCUCUCUCGCCCUCCGCCAAACCACCGCCCGCACGCUCCCCGCCAUCCUGCAACGCGCUACAUCCGCCUCCCCUGCCGCUACAGCUUCCGCCGCUGCUUCCGCGACGCCCGCGCCUCCCGGAUCUCCCUCCGAGUCGCUCUUUGAGGCGACGGUGUUCGAGCAGGCGCCGCAGAUCCAGGCGGUUGGCGCGGGGCUGUCGCUGGGCGCCAAUGGGCUGCGCGUGCUGGACGGGCUGGGGCUGUAUGAGAAGGUCCAGAACCUGAGUGGCCCCAUCUCGUCACUGCACACGUACACGGAAGGGGGCAGGAAGCUUCGCACGUUCGACUACUCAUUCAUGUCUAAGCGCUAUGGCUACCCCAUGAUGGCCAUGGAGCGAGCAGAGCUGCAGGGCCUGUUGGUCCACGAGGUGAUGGCAGCCUCUGAGUCAGCGCCAGUGCCGCCCAUUCUGUUCAACAAGAAGUGCAUCUCCGUGCAGAACCUGGGGCCAGGGAAAGGCGUGCGCGUGCACUUUGAGGAUGGCACAUGUGAGGUGGGCGAUGUGGUGGUGGGAGCAGAUGGGGUGAAAUCAGCCGUCCGCUCUGCUGUUAUGCCACGUCAUGACCCGCAUGACCGGCGUCCCACCCGUGGGUCUGCAGCGUACAGUGGCAUCUCCUGCAUCCUCGGAAUCACCUCGUCCGUCCCGGACUGGCUAAAGGGCAGCGCCUACUGGGUGCUGGGCCCGGGAAAGGUCUACGGCACGUGGAGCAUGGGGCGCGACAAGCAGUACUGGUUCCUAUCGGAGCAGGAGCUGAUCACUGCGGAUAACCUCGCUAUGUGGACACCGAGUGAUGCCCUAAAGGGGAUGGACGACAUGUGGAACUGGUUCCAUCCCUACGAUGCCCAUGCCAUGUUUUCGCGGACCGUUCGGGCGGUCAAAAUCGGGUUUUUCGAGCUGCCCGCCGACGCGCCGUGGGUGGGGGGCGCGCCGAAUGGGGGGGCGGGGGGAGGCGGAGGGGGGAAGGUGGCGGGACGAGUGGUGGUGGGGGGAGAGAAUAGGGUGGUCCUGCUGGGGGAUGCGGCUCAUGCCAUGUUGCCGACUGUGAACCAGGGGGCUAACAGUGCGAUUGAAGAUGCUGCUGUGCUGGCACGGGCUUUGACCAAGUACUGUGUUGCUCCAACCAUGCAACACAGCAGAAGCAGCAGCACCAGCAGCAGCACGAGCACCAAUGGAAACAGCAGCAACAACAGCAGCAGCAGCAGCAGCAGCAGCACCUACGAGUGGCGGAACGAGGCAUCAGCAGCAGUGCCGGGCGCUCUAGCAGCGUACGCAGCAGCAAGGGAGGCGCGGGUGAGGCGCAUGAUAGGCGUGUCGCGGCGCACGGGGCAGUGGCAGACCAGCUACAACCCCGUGGUGCAGCGGCUACAGCAGGCCGUGCUACAGUGGACGCCUCAGAGUGCCAUGGAGCGGUCGAUGGACUGGAUGUACAAGUACAGAGGACCGGAGGGCAUGAGGUGGUAGCACGCACAGGAGGGGGUGAGGUGGUAGAUGGGGAGAGGAAGGGCUUUAUGUGGGAUCACGAUAGGGGUGUCGAGACACACAGGGCAGUGGCAGACCAGCUACAACCUGGUGGUGUUGAGCUUUCAGGUACAGGGGAGGAAAGGGUGACAUGGUAGCAUGCACAACAGGGGGCAGUGGCUGACGAUCUACAACCCCGUGGUGCUGUGGCUGCAGCAGGCCGUGCUACAGUGGACGCCUCAGAGUGCGAUGGAGCGGUCUAUGGACUGGAUGUACACGCACAGAGGGCCGGAGGGCAUGAGGUGGUAGCAUGCAGGGAAGCGAGUAGCACAGGUAGGGGAGCGGCUGAUGAGCUACAAACCGGUGGUGCUGCGGCUUCUGCAGGCUGUGCCACAGUUCACGCCUCAGAGUGCCAUGGAGCGGUCUGUGGACUGGAUGCGCUCGUACGGAGGACUGGAGGGCAUGACUUGGUGAAGAUUUUUGGGAAUUCUAAAAAAUCGCCUACAACAUCGGGGAGGCUGUACAAGUGCAGGUGGACAAGGGAGACGUGAUGAGUGUGGAGUGGUAGGGGUUGACCAUGCUGCAGCUUUAUCCUCAGAGUGCCAUGGAGCGGUACCUGGACUAGAUGUAUACGUAGAGAGGACUGGAGGGCAUGAGUGGUACGGUCCAUGGGGGACGCUCUAUGAACCGGAUGUUCAAGUAUAGGGGACUGGACAGAGCGAUGCGGUGGUCACAUGGCACUGGACGACAAGACUAGCUGACUUGGUAGAUGGACACUGGGUUUACAUUUCACUCACCAGGCAGGGUAGCACAAGGCAUGUUGAUUAGGCAGUACAUGGGAUAGAAAGUAAUAAAGAACAUCACGCUGCGAAUGCUGUUGCUAUGGCAUGCUUGUCGAGUGACCUUCGCAUGAAUC